AUGGAAAGAAGUCUCAGAAAAUCUGUUCCCCACCCAGAAAUUCACGGCCUCCGGCAGGCACCCGAGGGCCUCGCUGGCCCACGGCACGUGAUCCUCGCAAUCCGCCGCCAGUGGCCCGUACUCGGCCCGAAAGCAGUCGUUCUGCUGCUGGAGGUACGCCACUCUCUUGGUUUCCCCCAAAUCCGACGCCGUCACCAGAUCCAGAGCUUCCGGGAAAGGGAGCUUCUCUACGUGGGCGGCGGCGAAGCAGGGGGAGGAGUUGCGGGGGAUGUGGGCGAGGGCGUCGGCUUUUCCGGUGGGGGUGAGGUGGAGGGAGACGGCGGAGGGGGAGGGCCAGAGGGAGAGGGCCGGCCAGUCGGGGACGGCGGCGGAGAUGAGGCAGGGCUUGUUGGGGGCGACGUAGUGGCGGAGGAACUGGAGGGGGGACGGCGGCGAUGGGAGGCGGUCGACGCGGGGCGGGGGGCCUACGGUUAG
Messenger RNA from Striga asiatica, 474 nucleotides. The record is from the annotation of a GenBank genome assembly. Lineage: Eukaryota; Viridiplantae; Streptophyta; Magnoliopsida; Lamiales; Orobanchaceae.